Messenger RNA from Brassica oleracea var. oleracea, 1999 nucleotides. RefSeq lists its product as uncharacterized. The record is from RefSeq and is a predicted model, not a curated record. The transcript is spliced from 6 exons. The coding region runs from base 219 to 1907 and encodes 562 amino acids. NCBI's taxonomy places the organism in Eukaryota, Viridiplantae, Streptophyta, Magnoliopsida, Brassicales, Brassicaceae.
AAAAAACACUUGGGAGAAAUAUAUCUGAACACCCUCAUUGCAAAGUUACAAGAAAUUGUUCUACCAGACCAAAAUUUGAACGAAAGUGACAGCGAAAUCCGAGUUCUGCUUUUCUUUAACGGAACUCUCUUCAUCACGGCGAGUUACGCAACCUAACCAUUACGCACAACACCACCACAACUAACACACAAAGCCCUAAUCUGAAUUUUGCAUUAAAGAUGGCGAAUGUUUGUGAGACUUGUGGGGACGAAGGUUGGGUAGAAGCACUCAUUUUCUGUGACUCUUGUAAACUUGCCGCUGUGCAUCGCUAUUGUUGUGGUAUAACGCCGGUUCCUAUAGAUGGCUACGUAACUUGGUUCUGUUCCGACUGUGAUGAGAGUGACACUGCCUCUGAUUCCAUACAAGUUGAGCUUGAAGAUGUUGAAUCUCUAGAUGUGUCUUCUUCACCACCAACAAUGGAGGAGCAUGAGACCAGAGGAAUCCCUGGUAGCAGCAAAUCUAACGAAUCUGUCUUGGAGAUGAUUGGGAACGAAAAGAAGAAGAAAAGAAAGAUUGUUACUCACUCCCUUCCAGAUGACGCCAUUGUUGAGACCAUGGAGGUGUCUAAGAAGCAAGAUGGGUCAGAGAAUGGAGAAUCUGAUGAAUUGAUUGGUUUAGCAAGAAAUGAAUCAUCUGUCUUGGAGAAGAGUGGAAAGAAAAAGAAGAAGAAGAAGAAGACGACUGACAAGGGAGUAGAUAAGAAGAACGAAGAAGGUAGCAAUCACUUCUCGCCGGUUCUAGAGGCUGAGGGCCAUGGGCUCCAGGUUACUACUAGUGUUGAGCCUAUGAAGGAGUCUAAGAAGCGUAAAUGCUCAAAAAGCAGAGAACCUGAGGGAUUGAAUGUUUUAGUAGGAAAUGAAGUAUCUGUUUUGGAGAAGAGUGCGAAAAAGAAGAGGAGCCAAGAAAGCAGCAAUCACCCCUCGCCGGUUCUAAAUGCUGUGGAAUGUGGACAUCAGGAUACUGCCAGUGUUGAAGCUAUGAAGGAGUCUAAGAAGCACAAAAAAUCUGAUGAAUUGAUUGGUGAGAAGAGUGAGAAAAAGAAGAAGAAGACAAAUGAGGAGAGCAGCAAUCACACUGCACCGGUUUUAGCUGCUAAAGACAAUGUGGCCUGUGACACAGACAAUGUUGAACCGGCAAAGGCACAAGAAAGCUCAGCUAGCAGGAAACCUCAUGAACUGGCUGGGUUAGAGACAAAUGGAGCAUCAGUCUCUGAAGGUGGUAACUCAACUAAUGUGCCAGAUGACAACUCUUGUACCACCAGCAAAAAGAGAAGAUUAAGUUCUGGCAACAUACAAGUUACUAGUGAAAAUAUGGAGCUACCUGCCAUUAACAGUUCUUGCAAGGAAGCUGAAUCAAAUAUGCCUCAGACAAACGAGGUGAUGCCGGCACUGAAUAAUGGUAGAGCGCAACCAAUCUGUGCACCGGUGUGGAGAGGGUCGGUAACUGUAAAACAAGGGAACAAUUGUAGCAUUCAUGGACUCGUUGCUCAUUUAUCAACCUUAGCGUGCCCUAGAGUCUAUGAGAAGGCAAGUUCAUUACACACUCGCUUAUCUGCUGAAAUGCUUCCAAGGUUGGAGAUAUGGCCACCGAGCUUUCUCAAGAACGGACCACCUACAGAUGACAGUAUCGCGCUUUACUUCUUCCCUUCCCAUGAUAGUAACGGUGAAAAUGUUUACUAUUCCCUUGUUGAUGAAAUGAAGAAGAAAGAUUUGGGGAUGAGAUGCUUGCUUGACGAUGCGGAACUUCUACUUUUCACCUCUUAUCAGUUACCACUGCCUUGCUGGAAGUUUCACUCAAAGGAGUACCUGUGGGGCGUUUUCAGACGCAGAAAGACCUCUGGACAUAAGUCACUAGGCUCAAACCUUUGACAGUUUCUAAAUGGGAGCAAGUUUUACCACAUUUCUGGUUUUGGUUGUCGAAUUUUUGCUAGUUGGCCAGGUUCUGUAUAAAAUCUACAACG